CUUGCCCGCCCACCGCGCUUAUCGCCGCGGGGCGGGGCGGGGUCCGGCUCCUCCACCGUCCAGCGACCCUAUCGGGAGGCCGUGGGUCGCCCGCUCGGCCUUUGCUACCGCCCCCCCGCUUCACCUUCGCCCGGCCACACGGAGGCCUCGAACAAACUUGCCGAGGCUGCACCCCAACGCAGCGCCCGCCGCCGGGAAGGGGCUCCCCAGCUCCCCUCACGCACGCAGGAAGGCUCCGGCCGCCCUCGCCGCACCUCGCCCCCGGCCCGGCGCUGCGGAGAGGCCGCCCCCAACCCCGCCGGCGCGGCGGAAGCGGCGGGCCCCAGCGCAGGCUCCACCGCGCAGCCCGGGCCCUGCUGCGGCGUGAGAUCGCUGCAUGCUGCUGCCUCGCAUACAGCUGCUUCACCGCCUUCUCCGCUGCACCCGUGCUUUGGGCCACCUGCCCACACGCUCCCUCAUGGAUCUCGGUGAGCUGGUUUCAGCCCUGAAUGGCUUUGCAUCCCUCUCUCUGGCUGAAAGCUGGGACAAUGUGGGCUUGCUGGUGGAACCGAGUCCUCCCCACACUGUGAACACUCUUUUCCUCACCAACGAUCUCACUGAGGAGGUGAUGGAAGAGGCGGUGCAGAAGAAGGCAGACCUUAUUCUUUCUUACCACCCUCCUGUGUUCGCACCACUCAAGCGAGUAACGUGGAAGACCUGGAAGGAACGGCUGGUAGUCCGAGCCCUGGAGCACAGAAUUGGAAUUUACUCUCCACAUACAUCGUAUGAUGCCAUACCUCAUGGAGUCAAUGACUGGCUAGCAAAGGGACUGGGUGCCUGUACUUCCGUCCCGCUGCGUCCAUCAACUGCACCAAGCUGUCCAGCUGAGGGCACUCACCGGGUAGAAUUCUGCACAGACAACCCUGAGCAUCUGGACACAGUGCUGUCCAAAAUCAAAACCAUACAAGAGAUCUCCUGUGUCACUACUCUCCCUGCCAGGGUUGAAGGUGAGGAGCAAACAAGAGUCAGUUUGAACUGCUCUCAGAAAGCACUGCUGGAGGUGGUGGCAUUACUGUCCCAGAACAACCUUUAUCAGAGGACUGAGAUUCUCUUAUUACAAAAGCCUCUUCUUCCCCAUACUGGAAUGGGACGUCUGUGCACACUGAGUGAGCCAGUCUCCUUGUCGGACAUAACUGAGCGUAUCAAAAGCCACCUAAAAUUACCCCACGUCCGCUUAGCCGUGGGAAUGGGCAAGACACUAGAAUCACUAGUGAAGAAAGCUGCUCUGUGUGCUGGUUCUGGGACCAGUGUCCUGAAGGGAAUGGAAGCUGACCUCUAUCUCACAGGAGAGAUGCCCCACCAUGAUGUUCUGGAUGCAGUUGCCAAUGGGAUAAGUGUUAUUCUGUGUGAGCACAGCAACACUGAGCGAGGCUUCUUGACAGAGCUGCGUGACAUGCUAGCUAUCCACCUACAGAACAAAGUCAACAUAAUUGUGUCUGAGAAAGACAGAGAUCCCCUCCAGGUGGCAUAAAGGAAGGAAAAAAAAGGAGAGAAUUCAGUCAGGAGUUUCCUGGUAUCUUGCACAGACCUGUCCAACUGCAAGCUUAACGAAGAUGCUCUGAAUUGGUUCAGUACAGAAUGAUCGUAUUAUACGUUCCCUUAGAGUCUGGGAUAUAUUUUGUCAUCUGUCAGAUAAAUAAAUGCUUGGUUUGGACUACAGAAGGCUGAUUUAAUUACUGGGUUCAAUUACUGGGCUGCACUUAAAUAAAUUUACUGUUACUGCAUAGUCUGAUUAGAUACAUUUUAUGACAAGGUACUCUAGGAUUGGUUUGGGUGAAAUAUAAAAACCUGACUUGUCUCCAGUCUUAAGCGUACACAGCAAUUCUACCCUACUGCAGUUAUGUCGAAUCAUGUCAGUACAAGUCACUGGUAUUUUAGCUAAUAAAUCUGAUUGAUAGUAGUUAAUGAAAGGGUGUGGAUCACCCAUUUGCAUUAGCAGUUUUAUGAAGACACCAGUCACAUGCAAAUAUAGAACACAAUUCAGGUAUUUGGUACAAGUAUUCAAUUGCACAGUCUACCAUUAAUGCAGAUUUAAGGCUUUUUAAUAGAGGGACUCUCAAUUGAAAAACUGUGGAAGGUUAAAACUCAAUUCCUUAACAAAGAUGUAAAUUAAUGUGUUUUUGUUACUUUCUUUUUAAAAGUUUCUAUAACUAUGGCUCUUAAUUACAGCAUUACUGAAACUGAACAAGUAGCAUUUUCACCACAGAUAAGCUUGGUUUUUAUUUUGUAAGUUGGGGUUCUUCUUGUGGUCUAUUUGUUUGGGGUUUUUUUUAAGACAAAAAAAGAAAUCUCCCAAUUGCACACCUUACCAUCUCUGGAUUAUGUGCAUACCACAGGAGUAUUUAAACAAAAUGAAAAUAUUUCCAUUGCAAGUCUGUAAAGAUCUUGGUACCAUCCUUUUUGGUUAAUAAAACUGCCUCAUCAAGCC
Strigops habroptila (Kakapo) is the source of this 2467-nucleotide messenger RNA. It is a transcript of the gene NIF3L1, whose product is annotated as NGG1 interacting factor 3 like 1. NCBI's taxonomy places the organism in Eukaryota, Metazoa, Chordata, Aves, Psittaciformes, Psittacidae. The transcript is spliced from 7 exons. Gene Ontology annotation, cellular component: cytoplasm; mitochondrion. The record is from RefSeq and is a predicted model, not a curated record. The coding region runs from base 377 to 1510 and encodes 377 amino acids.